AUGGCGUCGCAUUCCGAGACCAAUCCCGGCGUGAUGGUCAAUAUCCAUGAAUCGACCCCUCUUCUUGCUACAGAGCAAGUCGAAGGGCAAGGACAGGACUCCCAAUAUAACGUCCAACCAACUAGUGCCCAUCAGUCGACAAGCAUCCUCGCUUUAGUUUGUACACUUUUGAUGCUUAUUGACAUCUCGGGCUUUCUUGGAAUGGCGCCGCAGAUGCAAAUAUUCGAAGACAUAAUCUGCCAAAACUACUAUGCCACGGGCAACCGUACCAGUCUUCACGACUGCAAAACUGAGCCCGUACAGAGUGAAUUGGCCAUCAUACAGGCCUACAAGGAUACAUUCGAUCAACUACCCGGAAUAUUGUUUGGUGUCGUCUAUGGUCUUCUCGCCGACAGAGUCGGACGCAGGCCAAUUCUCCUUUGCGAUGCUUGGCCUGGCACUGAGUGGACUAUGGGUAAAAAUCGUCUAGCUACAUCUUUCUUCUAUUUCUCCGCGGUCGUUUUAACGGCAGAGAUUGUGGCAACUCCUAUAAGUGGAAUCACAAUGGCCGGAAACCCCUGGAUUCCAUUUCUGGCCAGUUCAGGCGUGGAAUUUUUAGCCGUUGUUGUUGCAAUUUUUUUUGCUCCUGAAACGCUACAUUUUGGUCGACUCAAAUCCAUGGACGCAAUUCAUUCUUCGCUCAAUAAUAACGAAAACACCACGACAAAAGAACAGCCGCUUCUUAAGACUGUAAUGGUCAAGGUCUCGCACAGCUUGGAGCUCUUCAAAGAAUCGACCAAUUUCCUUUUGAGUAGUUUGAACGUCAGCCUUCUUCUCCUGGUCUUCUUUGUCGCUACCUUGAGUCGACAAGCAAUGGCGCUUCUGUUGCAGUACGCCACAAAAAAGUAUCAUUGGUCGUAUAGCAGAGCUACCAUUCUCGUUUCCGUUCGGGGAGCUGUCAAUCUUGUGGACGUCCUCAUAAUUCUCCCUGUCAUUUCUCGCCUAAUGCUUUACCGGAUGAAAUUGAACGGACCAACUAAAGACCUUUGGUUGUCACGCGGCAUGGCAUUUCUCCUUACUAUCGGAAUGCUACUGAUGUUCUUUGCCCCUGUGCCAGCCAUUUUGAUUGCUGGUCUUGUGGCAGUUGCCCUUGGCUCACCACUUCAUCUCACUGCACGAAGUUCACUUACGUCGCUCAUCCUCCCCAACCAAGUGGGUGUUCUGUAUACUUCAUUGGCCGUAGUCCAGUCUGUAGGGAUCUUGAUGGCAGGACCAUUACUUGCCAACACAUUCCGAUGGGGUAUGAAACUGGGCAACACUUGGCUGGGACUUCCCUUUCUGGCAGCCUCGGUCAUGUAUUUACUGGCCUUUCUACUCAUUAGUGGAGUUAAUCUUUCUCGGAGGCCUCAAAUCCACUCGCUCCAGGAAGACAAUGGUAGAAAUGAGGAGCAUUAA
This is a messenger RNA of Talaromyces atroroseus, 1434 nucleotides long. RefSeq lists its product as hypothetical. Gene Ontology annotation, molecular function: transmembrane transporter activity. The record is from RefSeq and is a predicted model, not a curated record. Gene Ontology annotation, biological process: transmembrane transport. The transcript has 3 exons. Gene Ontology annotation, cellular component: membrane. Bases 1 to 1434 code for a protein of 477 amino acids. Lineage: Eukaryota; Fungi; Ascomycota; Eurotiomycetes; Eurotiales; Trichocomaceae.